GUCCCUCGUCUCCCUCCCAUCCUCCAGGUAGAAAAGAAGCAGGUCACCACAUCGGCAACACAAGCAGCCAGCGCCUCCAGGAGAAGAAACGAGGCCCACUUCAUAUGUCCUGUCCCAGGCUGUGGAAGCACCUUCACCCGUCGAUUCAACCUCAGAGGUCACCUUCGAUCUCACACGGAAGAACGACCAUACGUCUGUGAAUAUCCAGAUUGCAAGAAAGGAUUCGCAAGACAGCACGAUUGCAAGCGCCACCAAGCACUUCACGCAAACAGGACCCAAGCGAACGUAUGCCAGGGGUGCAGGAAAACGUUUAGUCGCCUAGAUGCUCUCAACGUAAUCCGAUCAGAGGGCGGCGCUGACUGUCGACAAGCCGUCGAAGCC
This is a messenger RNA of Pisolithus orientalis, 381 nucleotides long. RefSeq lists its product as uncharacterized. The record is from RefSeq and is a predicted model, not a curated record. Gene Ontology annotation, cellular component: nucleus. Gene Ontology annotation, biological process: regulation of transcription by RNA polymerase II. Lineage: Eukaryota; Fungi; Basidiomycota; Agaricomycetes; Boletales; Pisolithaceae. Gene Ontology annotation, molecular function: RNA polymerase II cis-regulatory region sequence-specific DNA binding; DNA-binding transcription factor activity, RNA polymerase II-specific. The annotation marks the transcript as partial. The transcript has 4 exons.